Trichosporon asahii var. asahii CBS 2479 is the source of this 819-nucleotide messenger RNA. RefSeq lists its product as uncharacterized. Lineage: Eukaryota; Fungi; Basidiomycota; Tremellomycetes; Trichosporonales; Trichosporonaceae. The coding region runs from base 1 to 819 and encodes 272 amino acids. The transcript has a single exon. The record is from RefSeq and is a predicted model, not a curated record.
AUGUGCUUCCUCCACCGCCUCGUCCGCCGCGAGCAGUCCCAAAAGUCCGAACGGACUGCCCUCCUCUCUGGUCCGGCUGCCGGUGUCACCUCCGUCCCGAUCUCAGCGACCACCUCAGAGACUCUGGGCACUUCGUCCACUCCAGCCCGGCAAACUCAUCACGGCAUCGGCCGUCGUAUCGAUAACAACGCAGUCGAUCCCGUCGAUCCCUCUACCUGCCUCACGCAUGGUGCAAGAGAGUUCGAGACGCCGCCGGUAUACGAGCGCUCGCCGUCUUAUACGCCCACACCCGCCCCGGGGGAGAGGACACUGCGCUCCUCUGUCUCAUCCGUACCCGCCACUCCUCCAAGCACCGAGGGCACAGGGGGCACAGGGGGGACAGAAGGCCCAGAGGGCACAGAUGGCACAGAUGGCACAGAAGGUGUCCAUCCUCCCGCGUACGCCAAGCAAACCUCGCGCCGCUCCACCCUCGCGCUCUUCGUCGAGGGGGACCGCUUCUCCCGUCCUCAUCCCCCCCUUUCCCCUCGUCACCUUCGUCCCCUUCGUUCCCUUCGUCCCUCGACCCGGCCUCUUCAUCCUAAGAAGAAAGCGAAGAACAGCUCGCUCCGCGCCGAUCUCCUCGGCCACAACCACAGUUCCUGGAGUCUGAGUUCGGAUAGCUCCGGUCUCGACUCGGACUCUGAUUCGGACUCAGACUCGGAGACCGACCAUGCGAAUGUGUGUGAGCGUGUGGGAGGAUUAAGGAGAGAAAGGGGAGAACUUGGAUCGCCUUGGUGGGCUGCUGCUCCCGCCCCGGUACCUGUGCGUUGUCGAUCGUAG